UUGGCCGUUAGUUGUCCUGCAGGGGUACCAGGGUUUACCGCGACAUUUUCGCGCGGAAAGCCGGGCGUUAUUGAGCCGUGAAAACUGAAAAGUAACAUGUAAAUUUUGAAAAUUAGCAUAAGUGUAUCGUUUUAGUUCAUAUAUAGUGAUAUAUACCAAGUUUGUGCAAAGAAAAAUCUCUAAAAUUCGUGUAUUUGUGUUCAUAGUUGAGACAUCAAUACUGAUGCUCAAGGAAAUUUUGUUCAUUGCUAUUUGGAUUAAUUUGUGAAUGAUCAGGGUGAGGGACUCGCGCCGCAGCUGACCAGUCCCUCGCAUCAUGGCGCAAUCUGGCUCUCCUGACGACUGCUCUGAAAAACGGAUGACCCUGAAACGGAAACGGAACUCUACUGAUGAUGAGGAGGUUGAGAACAUGCCACCGAUGAAGAUAGCUCAGAAAUUAGAAGAAGACUUAAAUGACCAAGCAGCCCACAAUGUGGUUGUGGAAUCAACAUCCUCCAGUGACGAGGACACCCAGUUUGGGAACAUUGAUCAGCCAAGGAGUGUGUUCACCGACCUAGAAUACAACCCAGAUAGUUUCUUAAGCCCACCGAGUAUACCUGAACUGCCAAAUUGUGUGCUGAGCCCUCUGGAGAAUGUGGCCAGGGGCGACUCUACACCACACACUAACAAAAGGCCCAGCACAAGCAAGCUGGAUUACCCCCUCCCCAAACGCAAGUGCCCCCUCCCCGGGCUCUCCUGGGCGGACCCCAGCGACGUGUGGAAGGGCAUGUGCGAGUGCGACGCCAGAUCCAGCAUGAGGAAGAACCCCAGCAUGUUCGACAACCAUCCAAACUUGCAGCCUAGAAUGAGGGCGAUACUCCUCGACUGGCUUAAUGAGGUAUGCGAAGUAUACAAACUACACCGGGAAACAUUCCACCUAACAGUGGACUACGUGGACCGGUAUCUCUCCAACACGGACGACGUGCAGAAGGGACGGCUGCAGCUCAUAGGAAUCACCUGUCUCUUCAUCGCCGCAAAAGUCGAAGAAGUGUAUCCACCAAAAAUCGGCGAGUUCGCCUACGUAACCGACGGCGCCUGCACCACCGACGAAAUCCUCCUGGAAGAACUCCUCAUCCUCAAAAUACUAUCCUGGAACAUCACUCCUAUCACUAUAAACAGCUGGUUAAAUGUAUACAUGCAAUUAGCCAGUGAAGGUCGAAGUGCAAAGCGAAGAUUGAUAAGUGAAACUGAUGUGGGAGCGAAUGCUUUAAGAGGAUACACGUUCGUGUUUCCGCAGUACAGUUCGUUGGAGUUCGUGGUGUGUGGACAGUUGAUAGAUCUGGCCGUGCUGCAUGUGGACGUGAAUCAGUUCUCGUAUAGUCUGGUGGCCGCGGCGGCGAUCGCGCACGCGUUCGACAAGGAGCUGGCGAUCAGGGUGUCGGGCUGGACGUGGGAGGUCCUGGAGCCGUGCUACCGCUGGCUGGCGCCGUCCGUGUGCGUGGUGCGCGCCGCGGGCGCCGUGAGCGCCGUGCGCGGCGGCGACGGCGAGUUCCUGCAGCGCGCCGCCGGCCUCGACCUCAUCUGCCCCGACCUCAACGUGGACGAGAGCCAUCGUAUACAGUCCCACAACGUCACGCUCGACAUGUUUGACAAAGUCAUCCACGAACCCACCGAGGAACCAUCCUUGUCUCACACACACGUGCCCACCGACGUGUACCCCCCCACCGACAUCUACCCCCCCACGCCGCCGCAGUCGGACCAGAAGAGCCCCCCGCCCCCCUCCAAGACCCCCUCCAGCCGGCCCGACGCGCGCGCGCACGAGGAUGAAUAGGAUACUUUCACUUGUGUACUUUGCUGAGGUAUUUAGGUUUUGGAGUUUUCAGUUAGAUUUCGGGCCCCCGUUUCACCACGACAAAGAAACAUUGAUUCAGUGAGAUGCGUAAAAUCUAAGACAAUUCCGUGCUUCGAAUUUGACAGGCAAACGAGAUGGCGCUGUACAGAUCCAUACAUUUCGCGGUAACUGAUUGUCAAAAGUUGACGUUUGACAGUACAGCGCCAUAUAUUUUGGUGUCAAACUAAGGGGUACGUUUUUUCUUAGACUUUACCUCUUUAUUACAAUCAAUUCUCUUUGACCACGAUGACAAUAGUCCGGUGACAAUUCGCCGUACAUUGCCGGUCCGACAAGUAAAUGUGACGUUUUCAAUCAAAAGGUACCACAUUGUCGCUUGUUGAUAGAUUGAUUUCUAAUUGAAGCUAUAUAGAUAUAGCGCCUUACCGACAAGCGACAAUAAGUACCCUUUUGGAUGAAAAUGGCACAAAUAUUGACGCUAUCGUCGUUACUUAUCGACCCAGAAAUGAACAGGGAAUUGUCAGUGUCAAUUGUCAGUCACCAUGGUGGAAUUCUCAUUAAAAAAAAAUACUAAAGCAAUUGACAAUUUUAAAGGUAAGGACAAACUGAGCCCGCGUUCGCAACGUAUGCAUUGCUUUAUGACAAACUGAACCCUGAAAUUUAUACACAGUAUGAAAUUUAUGACAAGUAUGUUUUCACCUCAGCAGCUCGAACAAGCCUACUUUCGUCACUCCCUGGAGUGAGGAAAGUUCGACGUUCCUCACUCCAGGGAGUGAACAAAGUGCGACUUUCCUCACUCCAGGGAGUGAAACAAAGUAGCUUUUUAAUUUAGUGAAGGCUAUGAACUGCCACUUCAUACUUUGAUUACAUUUUUUUUUUUAUUAUUCUGUGUAAUUCUAAAUACAUUUUAACCUUUAAUAUGUUCUAACUACUGAGGUGAAAAAUUAUGUGUGCAACACGAGAGCAAAGUUUUUUUACAUCUCGUGUUUUCGAGUCCCUCGCUACGCUCAAGAUUCUAACUUAGAAUCACUGGCUUCGCUCUUGAUUCAAUUAUAGAAUCUUUCGCUUUUUCGGGACUCGAAAUAAACACUCGCAAGAAAAACCAACUUUCCUCUCUUGUUACACAAAUAACUAUUCAAAGCAUACAAAUUUUAGGGUUCAGAUUUCAUAACGCAUGGCGGUGGGCUCAGUUUGUGCCUACCUUAACUAUAAUUAGUUAAAAUUGCGUAUCAAUACCUUAUCGUGUAUAAAUAUUUUUUUGUUUGGGUAUUCAAUAAAAAGUAAACAAGCUAAAGGUUGAGACUCAAUGUAUAAAAAUCUCUUAGCGAAAACACUAUCGGCUGAUUUAGAGUUGGAUGUCACAACUUUUGGUUUGCUUAGCUUUAGCCUAAAUAACAAAAUAGACUGAUUCACAAAUAUUCAAUUCUAAUAGUAUUUUAGUAUACAGGAGGUUUUGGGAUUAUACUGAGCAAAUUUUACUAUGGGACCAACCACGAAAUCGCGAAAAAAAUUUUACCCCCCACAGAAAAUGGACCAGCCGAAAUGUAUGCAGCAAAAUUUUUUUCGUGAUUUCUUAGUUGGUCCCAUAGUAAAAGUUGCUCAGUAUAAUUCCAAAACCUCGCUGGCAUCGGGAAUGCACUUAUUUUUUAGCCAUCCUGUAUAGCUCCUACAAUACCUCGGCUCGUAACGCACAGAACAGUACACAAGUGAUAAAGUUUGUAAAUGUUAUUGUUGACAAUUUUGUUAUGUCGUUUCAUUGGUAGUUUAGCAGAAUUUUAGAGAACCGUUUUCAAUACCACAUUAUAGUUUAUUUCAUAAUGAUCUUAAAAUGAAUUUUUCAAUAAAAAGUUGUCGCUUGUCAAUAAGGUUGAUUUCAAAUUGAAGCUAUAUGGAAAUACCGCCUUAUUGACAGUACUUAAGUACCCUUUUGAUUGAGAAUGGCACAAAUAAAGUAGUGACGCGGUCAUUCGACCAAUUAGGUAAUUUUUGUAUCUUCAUGUGACGUUCAACAGGUAAAGGUACCUUUUGUCUGUUGGCGCUUAAGCUGUGUUGCUACGCGACGUACGCCAUAAGGUACCUUUAAUCGUAGAACGUCGCAUAUAAUGAUGAAAGAUUAUUUGUUUUUAUUACAUUUUAAGAUCUGUAUGAAAUCUACUAUAGGUAUCUGCUUUUGUGACUGCGUAAGCAUUAUUACGUAUUUUUAUGUCGUAUCGACAUUAGGGAACUUAUUCGUUAGCUUUGUCCGAAUUGACUUCUAGCUUAAGCUAGUUCGUAUAAGGGAACCCAUGUACCUUUCGGUAAAUGUGAACACGACAAACAGUCAGUCCGUCUUCAGAAAAUGUAUGGCUGCGCCAUAGGGACGUAGCUUAUGGCGUGCCGGUUUAGCGAAGACGGACCCUGUAUGACACGUUAAAAGUAAAACGUAAAAUAAUAAAAGCGCACAAUUUUUUUAGCGCUGAUCUUGACUUACAACCACUCAUAUAGCAAGAGUUUCAUUGACAACAAGACAAGAACUUAUAUAGCUAACCUAAACAGAUAUACCGAUACUGUCCGCGCGCGAAUUCCGUGCACGGCUGAGGAAUGUUAGGAAUGUUGGGCGUCGUGACAGAGUGGUGUCAUUUUAUACGUACGGGCGCGGCGCCCCGCCCCCGCCCCCCCCCCCCCCCCCCCCACUUCCUCGACCUCCGAAUGCACGGAAUUGGCGCGCGGACAAUAUCUAUAGGGAGCGUGCAUCAACUGUAGAGGGCAGCACGGGACCCGUCAGAUUUUUGACGCGAGGCGUAAAUGUGAAGUUUGUGCUUCCGAUGUAGCCCACAUGGCAGAACCUACUUGCACAAGAAAACGUACGAGAACGGUAGAUGGCAGCACUUGGCGUGAAGUGUCAAUGUUCGUUUCCGAUUCAGGCCACAAGAUGGCACACCCUCCAACGCGGCCCCUGUAUCAUAUGUUGAAAAUUAACACCUUUUUUGCAUGACGACUAACAGUACUAAUGUGUUAGCCAGCUCUAACAUGGCGUAUUUUGUAGAAAUCUUUUUCCUGGUUAUCAUAUCGAAAGAAUUAGCCUCAUGCAUGAAGUUUAUAUUUGAACGAAAUAUGUUUUAUUCGGAUGUUUGUUACUGUUAUAUCAUGUUACAAAUGCAUUUCCGUUUUUAAAUUACCAUUUAAUUACUUAAAAUUAUAAAUAAAAAGUACAAAAAUUUGCCCGCGAAAAGCUAGUGAGCGAAACGCUCGAAACGCCACGUGACGUCACGCGUUCGACAGAUUAGUGUCAUUAGUAGCAAACGUCAGUUGGGCCGCCCAACGUGUGACGUCAUCACGCUCUGUCGAAUUCGCGCCAAAAAUUAUGAGCGUUUCAACCGCUCAAAAAUUUUCAAUAUUUUAAAUAUUUUUUAAUAAAAUAAUGUUAAGGUUUACAAAAGUAUUUUUAUCAUUUCCGGUGUUCCAACGAUAUAAAUUAUGAAUCCAAAAAUAAAAAUAAAUUCAUGCAUGGAGCUAAUUUCGAAUAAAUAUGACUACCUCGUGAUACAAAAACGCUUCUUAACAAGCUUUGUGAUGCAUGAAACUAACACUUCUAAUGUUAUAAUGUCAACAUAUCAUGCAAGGGAAGUGUCAGAAAAUAUCUGAACACGCCUAGUUUUAUUAACUUUUUAAGUUAUAUAGUGCCCAAAUAUCUUAAGACCUUGUGUGACCACAAUACCAAACUUUAAAAUUUGACUAUUUUUGCACUAUACAGAACAGUAGUUACAUAUAUAACAAAGGCACAUGAACUGACAAAACUUCCGUGAGAGACAGACAUAUUAAAUAUAUUUAUAACGGGUCACUCGCGUAUUUUAAGUCGAAAAACGCUCGACAUGUUUCAUUCCGUACCGAGGAGUGUCAUCGGGAGCUUGCGUUGACGGUGACGGACCGGCGCAGACUCGGUUAUACGACUUAAGAUACGUGACUGACCCGUUAUAAAUAUAUUUAGUAUGCACAUAAACUGGUUAAAUAAUGUCUGUUUGGAUUGUCCAGUGUGGCUACCACCAGUUUGGCACCGACGAACGCUAUCGAGAACGUAAUAUACUUUCUAGGCAUCUCGCUCGUACUCGCAUAUUAGUGCGAGCGAGAUGUAUAGAAAGUAAAUUACGUAAACUGUAGCGUAUAUGUCAGUUUUGACACUGUCAGUGACUCAUGGUACGGGUACAGCCAGCCUAGCCAAGGUGACAAUCGCUAUCGCUUCGCCAUCGAAUCGCUUUGUCUCUAUCACUCUUCUAUAUUAAGGCCAUAACACCGUCGCACUGCACCAAGGUCAUUGUGCGACGCACCCAUAAGUAAAAAAAAGCGAUAUCUCUUUCUUGCUCUUACUUAUGGGUGCGUCGCACAAUGACCUUGGUGCGGUGCGACGGUGUGUUACGGCCUUUAGUUUGACAGUGACAGUUGCGUUUCGUUCGCUUCGCAGCGUUAGCGAUUGGCAUGUUGUCUACGGGGCCAGUUCUGUUUAAGAACGUUAUGUUCAUGGAGACUAUAUAAAGGAGCAAAAUCUCUAUGUAUGAAAAGUGUCCAUCAAAAAACAGUAAUUAGGCGGCGCCACCAUACCCCGAAAUACUACCAAAAUCAUCUCCCAGAGCCUAAACUAGCGCCACCGGAGAGAUUAGGAACUAUUAUUUAAAGCUGAAAGCGGUCACUUUUGCAACAAUUCUGCCAUAAGAGAUUGGCAUCCUUUCUAUACCAUCCAUAGUUAUGUUUUCGUCCUCUGUUGUCAAUGAUUCUGUAUGAGUAAAAAAAGAAAACUCAAGACUCGCAUUGCCCCGCAAUGGCGUAUUAGGUACAGCAAGUAGCAAUAAAAAUGGGUUAUGUAAAUCUGUACGAAGUUUUCGUAGCUCUCGACUCUGCUUACGAAUAAUCAAUAUUUUGAUUAAACCAUAGAUAACAUUAAGUAAUGUGAAAUUCUAAUAUUGUUCCUAAUAAUAAAAUAGCUUAUUCUAUUUUGCAAAUCAGUUGGCAGUGCUGCGGUGUCAGCAUGGUUACAUUUUUAUCACCUGUCACUAAGCCUGUCACUUUCGCAUUUACAUACUUACAAAGAUAGAUAUAACUCCGUAAUAGAUGGAUACAGUCUAAGAAAAAAAAGGUGCCUCGAAAAUCAAGAAAAUUUGAUUCUCGUUCAGAGGGCGCUACUAGCUUUGGCCUACUGCCGUAUAGAUGGCGUUGACAGUUUCGUUUGUUAUUUAACAAUUUUAACGCAUAUCAGCGAAAGAACAUGGGUCAAAAUCAUAAAAAUAAUUAAUGCAAAUAAAAUAAAUCAUUUAUCCAUAUUUAAAUACAUUUUAUCGUAUUUUUAUAAAUCCUCAUUUUUAGUUUUAAAGUGUGUCGACAGAUGGCAGUGAAUUUACUGUGGUUACAAAAUUUACUAUGACAGUACCGCUCUAGUAUAAGUUACUCUAUGAUACUUGUUAUAACGUGACAGGCAUGGUGACAGGCGAUAAAAAUGCUACCGUGCUAAGCCCGCUGCUAACAUAACAGUGUUUAUACAUUUAAACAUUCCAGCAUGUUACAUACCUUAUGUAAAAAUAUUAUUAAAAAAAGAACCUAAGAUAAUAUCAGCAAUAGAAAUCUUAAGCACGACUUGCACCUAAAGCAGAACUUAGCUGAGUGUGAAUCGUACUUAAGUAGCGUUUAGUAAUUUCAAAUUUUCGUGCAAGUAGAAUGAAUGUUAACGUAGAGGGUACUAAGUUGUGUGUGUAUUUCGUUAUAAUAAGUGUAUAUACAUAAAUGCAUUGCAAUAAUCAUUUUCAAUCAAAAAUAUUGCCAAGGAAAGCGCAUAGCUAAUCAAAAAUGUAUCGAAUAUUUUUUUUGUAAUGCAGAGAGGUACUACUUUUAGUUUCCAAAUACAAUCACUUAUUCAAAUCAAAUUGAAUAUGUAAGAAUCUUCAUUGUUUUAAUCUAACGAUUGAUUUAUUUUGUAAAUAGUUUGAUUCUUUCUUCUAAUUUAUUUCUAGUUGUGCACUCGACUGACGCGACUCUGUCGCAUAAGAUUUGUAAGAAAAAUUGAAAUGUGACGUUUUCAAACAAAAGGUACCACAUUGUCGCUCGUCGAUAAGGUUGAUUUCGAAUUGAAGCUAUAUGGAAAUAGCGCCUUAUUGACAACCGUCAAUAAGUACCCUUUUGGUUGAAAAUGGCACAAAUAUUGGUAGUUAAGCCGUAAGCCCACGAUUUAACCAAAGACUGCAACCGAUUGGCGAGCGGUUAACACUGAAGCCGUAUUUACACGGGUCAACUUACCUUUUUUUAAGGCAAAUUUAUUAUAAAUAUUUUAUUUAAAGAUUAAAAAUCUUAAUAUCUUCAAUAUCAUGCUCUAUAUAUAAGCUAUUUAAAUAAAUAAUAUAAUAAUUAUUCAUAAAACAAAUCUAAAUAAAUAAAUUUUAAAAUUAUUUAUCUGAUAAAAAUAAUAAAAAAUAGAAUAUUUUUUUUAAAUUAAAAAUAUUCUCUGACCUCUAUAUUUCUCUUCAUCCCAUAUCAACAAUUUUUAAUAAAUUUUGAGGCAAGUGGACCUAUGUAAACGCGCCAUAAAAUUAUUCGAUGCGUGCUAAUAGGUUGGGUUGUUUAUGUAUAAUCCAACCAGUUUGACUGAUUCUACUUAACCUGCGUGUAUUUGUUUGCCAAUCGCCAAUCGAGAUCUAAAUAUGUUUGUACCUACUGGGCAGCGACAAAUUAGUGCAUACUAUUUAUAUAAAUGGUUAGGGAACGUUCAGAUUAGUUUAAAAGAAAAUAUAUAUAAAUUGUUUGGAUGUACCCUAGCAUCAACUUUACAAACUUAAAAAAAAAAAACUUAAAGUAUCAUCCAGUGAAAACAAACCAGUCCUUGCAAAAAUUUAUUUAUUUAUGUGACCAAUGUCAAUUUACGUAAAGACCAUUAAAUGCAAAAAUUAGCAGUUUCACGGUAACUUUCUUCUUGUCAGUCUUAAAUACGUCACGACAAAUUCAUAGUUACUAUAUUGCACUGUUUACGAUAAAGUGGACUGGUUUGAGACGAAUAUCUUUUCACUGUUACGUUUAAUAACUUUCGCAACCUCGUAACACGUUUACCCUAAUUGAGAGGGCCGGGGCGUGUUCGUAAUAUUCUCUUUGUUUUAGUAAAAUAUCAAAAUUAUUUCCCAUUUUCUUACAUUUCAAAAACAUUAGUGCCCUCGCUAUUUGGACUAAAAUGCAAUUGAAAUUUCGAAUAAAAGCUCUACGAAUUUGUGAAAAUUAUUAUGCUCAAUUUACACUUGACGAGUGCUCGACCGAGUUGACUGGUACCAGUACUCGCUGUGUGUAAACGAGGCUGUAGUGGUAAAUUCAGUUCUGAAUGUAUUAUAUAAUGUAAUUGAAAAAGGCGGGUAAUUUUCAUGUUUUAGAAUAGUUGAUCGUAGUUAGUCCAACGAAUACGCUUACUCAAGGCACUCGCCUUUAAAUAAGACUUGGAUAGAUUUGUUACUUUAUAUCAGAAUAAUUUAAUUGUAUUCCUAGCAGUAAAUAGUGCGCUUUUAGAUUUAAGCUAUUUUUAUAUCAAUUUAUUUGAAACUAAUAUAAAAAAACUAAUGAUAGUACAUAUUGUCGGUUUCAAGUUGAUUUGCACUAAAGUUUAAAACUUUUAGACUGACAGAAGUACAGAAAUAUGUCAAUGCCCCCCGUAUAGAUUUAAGUUAAUUUAGAUAUAAGUAAUUUCCCUGAAUAUGUAAGUAUAUUAAAAUUAUAAUGUAUAGAAAAAAUAAUAAAAAUUACGGGCGUCAUUGCGUCAGGGGCAGUAGCAGAAAAAGAUUUUUUUUACUGACUGUACAAGGUUCAAUAAACUUUAGUGGGAAUGAAUUUGGAGCUGAAGUUAGCAACUUUUAAAAUUGUAUUCCGUUCUGAGGUUCAUAACGUGCAUGUGAUCUCAUUGACAUUCAGAGGGCCUAUGGUGGACGCGUGUCGUUCGAUGGCGAUAAAAUAUCUUGUCACUUUCGCACUUAAUUACGACUAGAAGCCAUGGGCGUCGCCAAGGGGGGCAGAGGGAGCAGCUGCCUCCCUAGAGAAUAAAAUUUCUAAUUAAAUAUAUUCACACUGUCGCUUGUAAGUUACCUUACUUAAUUCAGCGGGAGCAGCAUGUUUCCAUUUUUAUCGCCUGUCACUAUGCCCGUCACUUUCGCACUUACAUACUUGUUAGAACGUGACAGGCAUGGUGACAGGCGAUAAAAAUGCGACCGUGCUACCCGGCCAGGCCCUGACGACAGGGACGCAGCAAUACGUAUAAGUGAGAUGUAGAUGUGAUCUCUACCGUGUCUAACGUAUAGCUGCGUCCCUGUCGUCGGUGAAUUAAGUAAGGUGUGUGAAGCGUUUUAGAAGUAUUAUCUUUCAUAUGUACAGUCUGGCAAAAAAGAGUAGAAAUUAAAAAGUAGCAACACUGUAGUGUCGUCCCGUUUUUUCUUAGAUUGAUUUGAAAGGGACGACACUAGUGUUGCCACUUUUUAAUUUCUACUCUUUUUUGCCUGACUGUGUCCAGAAUUAGAGUUAAUUGAUAGGUUUGAUAUUUUGUCCUAGCAUUUUUUUUUGUUAAAAUAUCUAAGUAGCAUAAAAUAAAUUUUAUUUAAUAUAUCGUAACGGCAAUGUCAUGAAAUACACGCAAGUCAGUUUACUCUAAUUCUAGACUGAUUUGUCAUGUGAUAAAUUUUAUCGCUAUCGAUAAACGACACGCGACAUGGAGCCGGAAGUAUAUCUCACUGUGCAAUACCCAUGCAUUCAUCUUCACUUCGUGUACGGUGUGAAUGUCGAGGUCUAGUAUUAAAUAAAAUGGUGUUGAAGAUAA
Cydia strobilella is the source of this 10628-nucleotide messenger RNA. RefSeq names its product G1/S-specific cyclin-E (gene Cyce). Gene Ontology annotation, molecular function: cyclin-dependent protein serine/threonine kinase regulator activity. The transcript has 9 exons. Gene Ontology annotation, biological process: regulation of cyclin-dependent protein serine/threonine kinase activity; G1/S transition of mitotic cell cycle. The record is from RefSeq and is a predicted model, not a curated record. Lineage: Eukaryota; Metazoa; Arthropoda; Insecta; Lepidoptera; Tortricidae. Bases 317 to 1810 code for a protein of 497 amino acids. Gene Ontology annotation, cellular component: cyclin E1-CDK2 complex; cytoplasm; nucleus.